Molecule: messenger RNA, 1003 nt
Organism: Aureobasidium pullulans EXF-150
Lineage: Eukaryota; Fungi; Ascomycota; Dothideomycetes; Dothideales; Saccotheciaceae
Exons: 3
Coding region: 157-867 (236 amino acids)
Source: RefSeq, a predicted model, not a curated record
CAAAGCUCGUCCCCCAAAGAAGCCCACAAACAGGAAAUGCUGUUCCAACGAGCCUGGCGGUCCUUGGCCACGGUGCGUUGAUCAACUUGCAUACGUCCAUAACGUUGCUGACUCUUACCCAGCAACAUCCUUCUCCAGGCAGCCACCUGUACAGACAUGAAAGACAAGCUCAUGACUCUGAUUGUCGGUGCCGAGGAAACCCACUUUACCUGGUUCCACGAGAUUCUCUCCUUUCACUCACCUUUCUUCGCUGGUGCCAUCAAAUACAGCUGCUACGAUGAGUCAAAGAACAACACUGUCCGUAUGCCUGAGGACUCGCCUGAUGUUGUUCGAGAGUUCAUGCGCUGGGUCACUGACCACAGAGUUGGUGGCUACGGCCUCGGCUCUGACAAUCCUUCUAUCGAUCCCUGGACGUACUGGGAUCUGAUGGUCGACAUCUACAUCUUUGGCAACAAGUAUGGCAUCCCACGCCUGCAGAACGUCGCCAUCAACGAAAUGAUAUCACUUUUCACUGACCAAUUCGCCUUCCCUCGCGCUGCAACAAUCGACAAGGUGUACGAACUGACUCCUUCCGGAGUUUCUCUUCGUAAACUCAUCACCGAUAUCGUUGUGCUUUCUCACGACAAUGUCGAGGCACUCAUCGACGGACAGUCACGCUUUGGAGAAGGAUUCCAUCCCGACUUCAUCACGGACCUCGUCAAGCGCCUAUACAGAGCUGCCAUUGAUGACAAGGCAUUCAAGGAGCAGCGCUUGGAGCGCAGCCAGUGGGGUCAGGUCAGACGCUGCAUUUACCACGUCUCCGAAGUCGCCGCUCGCUCAAAUGGUCAGAUGGUAAUUGAGCGCACUCGAGUUGGCAACUUGCCUUAAGCUCUUGUUCUCGUGUCCAGACCACAGCAUAUUUUGUUACUAGUACCGCACAAGAGGAGGACGAUUUAGUUUUGACUUCUGCAGCUGCUAAGCUUAUUGCUGAGGGAGAUCUGGCUGUCACGGGGGAGCGUACUAA